Messenger RNA from Chaetura pelagica (chimney swift), 564 nucleotides. RefSeq names its product coiled-coil domain-containing protein 169-like. The record is from RefSeq and is a predicted model, not a curated record. The coding region runs from base 1 to 564 and encodes 187 amino acids. The transcript is spliced from 7 exons. NCBI's taxonomy places the organism in Eukaryota, Metazoa, Chordata, Aves, Apodiformes, Apodidae.
AUGCUUGAAAACUCAAUUUAUGAACUGAGAAACACAGUAACAGAACUAGAAAAAGGAGUUAGCAGUGCUGAGGAUGAAGGUAAUGAAUGGAGAACCAGGUGUGAGACACAAGUAGAAUUGAACAAACAGCUGGAAAGGCAAAUUAAUAUUCUUCAAGAGAAGAUGGAGCUUAUUCGUGGCAGCCCAGCAGAUAAAUUGUCCAGUGUUCGGAACUUUGAUCAAAUGCCUUUGAGUUCCUUAAAGGAAGUUCUUAAACAACUACAAGAAGAGAAGAAAAGUCUCCAGAAUCAGCUAAAAGACUAUGAACUUCGACUGGAACAAGAAGCAAAGGCUUACCACAAAGCUAAUGAUGAGCGGCGCAUGUACCUCUCAGAGAUCUUACAGACCUCAGCUACACUUAAAAUGGUUGAAAGGAAAAAAACAGAUGCUGUGACAGGCAAGGGAGGAAACAAAAUGCUGAGAAGGAGAUACAGUGUUCCAGGAAACCCGAAGAUGGUCAGUCCUCAAAAAGGAUCAAUUAAGAAGACUGUAGGAGUGAAGCAGCUCCCAAAAAUAAAACACUGA